AGGAACAAAAUUCAAUGAGUAAUCAACUUUUUAUUUUCUCUUAUUUAAUGAUAAUAAAUAAUCAACUGAUGUUGUGACCCUGCAAUCUUGGUAUGCUUUUUUUGUGCACAGCAAAUUAUAAGGCUGUCCGAUCCCUUGCAUUGAAUUCUCUGAACUUUGAAAGAAGCUCAAUUCUUCUGCAACAUUUCAUGGAGACCGGCCAAGUUUUAUCGCCUGAACAGGUCUCUCUGAUGGAGCAUGUUUUGCCGAUAUGGAUGAGUUCAUGGAGAUCAAAGAAUGCUAAAUUGCUGCAUACACGUGUGCACUUGGGCUUAAGGGUUUCCUUUCUUGAUCAUUCGGAAAUGGGGAACCUGCUGCAUUCUGCCGGAUCUCUUUACAAGAAAGCAAUGUAUUUGCUAGUGGAGAGGAGGGGAAUGAUCAAUGUUGUUCUGCACAAAGAUUCAAUUCCUACAGAUGUCUUGCAGUCAUAUAUUCACUCACUAGUACUGGCAAAAAAUACAGAUGAAAAGAGAUCUUUACAUUCAGAGAGCCAAUCAUGGAUGGAUAAACAGUAUGAAAUUUUUCUUCAGAAGCUUAAAGCAUCAGGUUGGAAAAUAGAACGUCUUCUAUGCCCUUCAAUUAUUUGGAAGGCACAUUGGAUGCAGGGGCAGUUCAAUGAAAAAAUUGACUAGGUAAUGUGAGUUCUACCACUUGAAAAUGGUGAAAAUAGGUACACUUGAUAGAUUUUCUAUUUGGGGUGAAGUGAGUUAGGCGAAAUAAUUGUCAGAUGAUAAAUCUAAUACAUAGGGCUUGUUUUUGGGAAUGCUAAAAUAUCCUCUUAUUGGUACCUUGGAUGGUGCAAAUAUAUAGCCUCAGAUCAGUAUGUGUUCAUGACCUCCAGGUUUAAAUACGGCAAUCUAUGGGUAAAGUUUGAGACUGUUUGAAGUUGAGGUAUUUGUUGGACACAGAAAUUCUCACUGCAAUCCUGAUGUAUUUUAUAUUUUCAUCUUACUGUUUUCUUUGGAUCAAAUUAUUCAGUUUUCUUUGCUAUAAGAUGCAUAAAAACGUGAUUUUUUUUUUGUACUUUGGACUGGAGGAAUUCAAAGGUCAAUAAUUAUAUUUAUGGUAU
Molecule: messenger RNA, 1108 nt
Organism: Rubroshorea leprosula
Lineage: Eukaryota; Viridiplantae; Streptophyta; Magnoliopsida; Malvales; Dipterocarpaceae
Source: the annotation of a GenBank genome assembly